UAUAAAUCAAGAUCUGUUAGAUUUUAGAAAAAAUUUUAGUUUCAAUUUUAUUAUUUAAAGAUUUCAAAUGUAUCGAUUUACGUUUUUUUCUAAAAAAAGUUUACCAUUACUUCGACCUUUGACAAAAGUGAAAGUUAUUACUGGUAGUAAUGCGUCGAGUCUUCGUAAUUCUUUUCCAUUAAUUUCGGGGGCAUACCGUCAAAUUUCAUUAAACUCUUCUGAUAGUGAAGCUAGUAGUAGUAAUAAUGUUGGUGAUAGUAAUACCGGUAAUUAAUCUUAUUAAUCUUGGUGAACAAGAUCCUCAUUCAAAAAUUAUGGAAAUUCUUCGAGAAUCAGUAGUAAUGAAUGAUCGAACUCAUACAAUCGAAUCACAAGUUAGAUAUGGAAAAACUUUUCGAUACGGUGAAUUGUAUGCACCACAUGAUUUAAAUGAAAAUAAUUAUAAGAAUAGGAAAAGUAUGAGUAGAUGGGAACCGCCAACUGUUGAUACAUUUAAUGCAUUAAGACUCAAUCCAUUAAUUGAAUAUAAGAACUUUACAUUACUUUCCAAUUUUGUUUCGGAUAUGGGUAGAAUUCUUCCAAGAUCAGUUACAGGUUCGACGGCAAAGAAUCAAAGAAAAUUAGCAAAAGCUAUUAAACGUGCAAGAUCAUUUGGAUUAAUUCCUUCUACACAUAGACGCAAAGUUAAUUUUUAUGAUACAGAAUUUAUGGCAUUUCGGAUGAAAAAAUCGAGAAAUAAAGAAGCACUUGAUUUCGAAUCAUAAAAAUUUAUUGUGAUGAUUUUAAAAAUAUAUUGUAUCAUCAUGGCAUCAUGACUUCAAAGUGUAGUGUUAAUUUAAAAAAUUUGAUUAAUUUUGAUAAUAAAUUUUGAAUCAGAUUUGAAUCAGAUUUUUGAAUCAAAUCUAAUGUUUGUAUCAGUCAUAUACUGGUCACACGUUGUAUUUAGUAUUUACUAUUUAUCUAAGAUGUAAAAGUAUGGAUCUAUUAUAUUGUACGACCAAUCCUUUCUUGACGGACUUGUAUGUUUGUAAC
Rhizophagus irregularis DAOM 181602=DAOM 197198 is the source of this 1032-nucleotide messenger RNA. Lineage: Eukaryota; Fungi; Glomeromycota; Glomeromycetes; Glomerales; Glomeraceae. The record is from RefSeq and is a predicted model, not a curated record.